AGUGGAUGUUAGUGGAGAGCGAGUGGCGGCCCGGCUCGCGCCCUGCUGCAUAAGGAACAUUCGAGUGAAUGCACGCCGCUCUAUAAAUACGAGCUGCACUCGCGCGCCUCUACUAUUUACUCUAAACCCAUUGUUGAAGUCUGCACUAUGCUAAGGGUAGCGUUGGUUCUGUGUGUCCCGGCUGUGUUCGGUAUCAUAGUGAGAGACCCCCCGCCUUCGCCGAACGACUACAAGUAUUCCUACAAUGUUCAGGACCCGACUACUGGGGACAGUAAGAGUCAGCACGAGGUGAGGCAGGGUGAUGUCGUCACUGGAGCUUACACAGUGCUGGGGCCUGACGGGACCAAGAGGACGGUGGAGUACACGGCGGACGCGAAGCACGGGUACAAGGCAGUGCUGCGGGAGGACCGACCCGCGCCCAUACUGCCGCAGCCGCCUAUUCCGUACCACCACUACUACCCUGUAAACCCUGUUCAGCAUCAUACACCUAGUCCCCGAACAUACACAGUUCGCGCGCAAGUGUUACACAGUGCUCCUCCGAAUGACUACGCAGAGGAACAAGAACAGCCCACGUUAUACUUCACCCGCUCCAACGAAGUUGAGCCCAGACUGGACUUUGAUGGACACUACUUUCUACCGGCUACGACAAGCAAGUAUUAGAUUAGACUGAUAAAUUAUGUAAUUCUUAUCCUGAACUUGUGAUAUUAGGUAAGAUAAUUGUUUAAAAUGGGGUCUGUAAAAUAUGCUGUGAAUAAGGUACCUAAUUAGAGAUAUAGAUUAGAUUGAUGUACAUUAAGUGUAAACUUGUACCAAGUGAUUGUUUUGUGCAACUGUUCGGUCCGAAAGGUAAAUAAAAAACAUGAGCGGCCGCUUGAGAUUAAUAGAAAUAAAAGGUAAAGCAAGGCUGAAUGCGUACUUAGACCGAUAUUUUUUUUCUUAAACCGGCGGCGGUGUAGCGUGAA
Messenger RNA from Helicoverpa armigera (cotton bollworm), 962 nucleotides. It is a transcript of the gene CPR72, whose product is annotated as larval cuticle protein A2B. NCBI's taxonomy places the organism in Eukaryota, Metazoa, Arthropoda, Insecta, Lepidoptera, Noctuidae. Gene Ontology annotation, cellular component: extracellular matrix. The transcript is spliced from 2 exons. The coding region runs from base 148 to 660 and encodes 170 amino acids. The record is from RefSeq and is a predicted model, not a curated record.